CCUCGCCGCCGCCGCCGCCGCUGCCGCCGCCGGGCAAGUCCUGCCGACAGUCUGCCCUGCCCGGCCGGGAGUGUGACAUGAGCCAGAGCGCUCCGGGGCGCCGCGCUGAUUGCCAGCGGAGAUAGCGGCCUCGCAGCCCCCGGCCCUCGCCGUCUCUCGCGCGCGCCGCGUCCCCAGUCCCUGCUGCCCUUUCCUCCCGUUCCGCCGCCGCCAUGGCCACCCUGCUCCGCAGCAAGCUGACCAAUGUGGCCACGUCCGUGUCCAACAAGUCCCAGGCCAAGGUGAGCGGCAUGUUUGCCAGGAUGGGCUUCCAGGCGGCCACGGACGAGGAGGCGGUGGGCUUCGCGCACUGCGACGACCUGGACUUCGAGCACCGCCAGGGUCUGCAGAUGGACAUCCUGAAAGCCGAGGGCGAGCCGGGUGGUGACGAGGGCGCAGAGCUGCCCGUCGAGGGAGAUAUCCACUACCAGCGCGGCGGCGCACCGCUGCCUCCCUCCGGCUCCAAGGACCAGGCUGUGGGAGCUGGGGGAGAGUUCGGGGGUCACGACAAGCCCAAGAUCACCGCGUGGGAGGCGGGCUGGAACGUGACCAACGCGAUUCAGGGCAUGUUUGUGCUGGGCCUACCCUACGCAAUCCUACACGGCGGCUACCUGGGGUUGUUCCUCAUCAUCUUCGCCGCCGUGGUGUGCUGCUACACCGGCAAGAUCCUCAUCGCGUGCCUGUACGAGGAGAAUGAGGACGGCGAAGUGGUACGCGUGCGGGACUCGUACGUGGCCAUAGCCAACGCGUGCUGCGCGCCGCGGUUCCCCACGCUGGGCGGCCGCGUGGUCAACGUGGCGCAGAUCAUCGAGCUGGUGAUGACCUGCAUCCUGUACGUAGUGGUGAGCGGCAACCUUAUGUACAACAGCUUCCCGGGGCUGCCGGUGUCGCAGAAGUCCUGGUCCAUCAUCGCCACCGCGGUGCUGCUGCCCUGCGCCUUCCUGAAGAACCUCAAGGCCGUGUCCAAGUUCAGUCUGCUGUGCACGCUGGCCCAUUUCGUCAUCAAUAUCCUGGUCAUCGCUUACUGUCUGUCGCGGGCGCGUGACUGGGCCUGGGAGAAGGUCAAGUUCUACAUCGACGUCAAGAAGUUCCCCAUCUCCAUUGGCAUCAUCGUGUUCAGCUACACAUCCCAGAUCUUCCUGCCUUCGCUGGAGGGGAACAUGCAGCAGCCCAGCGAGUUUCACUGCAUGAUGAACUGGACGCACAUCGCUGCCUGCGUGCUCAAGGGUCUCUUCGCGCUCGUUGCCUACCUCACCUGGGCCGACGAGACCAAAGAGGUGAUCACGGAUAACCUGCCCGGCUCCAUCCGCGCCGUGGUCAACAUCUUCCUGGUAGCCAAGGCGCUGCUGUCCUAUCCUCUGCCCUUCUUCGCAGCCGUCGAGGUUCUGGAGAAAUCUCUCUUUCAGGAAGGCAGCCGCGCCUUCUUCCCCGCCUGCUACGGCGGUGACGGGCGCCUCAAGUCCUGGGGGCUGACGCUGCGCUGCGCGCUGGUGGUCUUCACGCUGCUCAUGGCCAUCUACGUGCCGCACUUCGCGCUGCUCAUGGGCCUGACCGGCAGCCUCACGGGCGCCGGCCUCUGCUUCCUGCUGCCCAGUCUUUUCCACCUGCGCCUACUCUGGCGCAAGCUGCUGUGGCACCAAGUCUUCUUCGACGUCGCCAUCUUCGUCAUCGGAGGCAUCUGCAGCGUGUCCGGUUUCGUGCACUCUCUCGAGGGGCUCAUCGAGGCCUACCGAACCAACGCAGAGGACUAGGGCGCGGGGCUGAGCCUGGCCGCGCGCUCCCGCGCUCCUCCACCCCACCACCCCUCCAGCCCCCGGGGCGCCCCGCUUGGGAGGCCAAGCUUUAAACAUCUUCUGGUUCCUAAUUUCUGAUUAUUCGGGGAUGGGGGGAGGGAAGGGAUAGGCAUCCACGGCCCAUCGCGUCUGCGUUUCUGUUGUCCUUUCUUUUCCAUAUGCCCUGGUUUUGGGGGUGGCGGGGCAAAUUUGUGGGCAGUGUUUUCUGUCCUUCCUGGAGGGGCCCCAACACCUUGGCACCAGUCACCACCCGGGGUGGGAAGGGAGGGGAAAAGGGAGCACGCAGCUCACAGCCGCGGAAAUUUGACCUUGACGGGGGACAUUUCAUAGCCAUCCAGUGCUUGGAAUCUAUGUCCAGCCAUUUCCGGCAAGAGCGCUUCCCAUUCCCAAGACAUUUCAACCUUGCAACCAGAAAGGCUGACCGGGAAAUCCUUUUCGGGUGGGCGAUUUUCUUCUGCGAAGCGGGGAGAAUCCGCAGCCAGGGUCUGUUUGCCUGCCAGUUUUCAGGAAUCCAAACUCAUCUUGUGCAAUGUAUCGGUCGUGGAACUGUUCUACUGUGCGUGUGGUGUGCUCGUGGUGAAUAAGAUGAAUUGUCUAUCAGAAAAAAAAAUCUAUCUCUAAUUUAGAGUGCGGUGCAUAAUUAUAUCCGCAAAUAAAGAAGAAACAAAGGC
Messenger RNA from Nannospalax galili (Upper Galilee mountains blind mole rat), 2503 nucleotides. It is a transcript of the gene Slc32a1, whose product is annotated as solute carrier family 32 member 1. Bases 213 to 1790 code for a protein of 525 amino acids. Gene Ontology annotation, molecular function: amino acid transmembrane transporter activity. The transcript is spliced from 2 exons. NCBI's taxonomy places the organism in Eukaryota, Metazoa, Chordata, Mammalia, Rodentia, Spalacidae. The record is from RefSeq and is a predicted model, not a curated record. Gene Ontology annotation, cellular component: vacuolar membrane. Gene Ontology annotation, biological process: amino acid transmembrane transport.